This is a messenger RNA of Stomoxys calcitrans (stable fly), 1537 nucleotides long. It is a transcript of the gene Mcad, whose product is annotated as medium-chain specific acyl-CoA dehydrogenase, mitochondrial. Bases 116 to 1372 code for a protein of 418 amino acids. Gene Ontology annotation, molecular function: medium-chain fatty acyl-CoA dehydrogenase activity; flavin adenine dinucleotide binding. The record is from RefSeq and is a predicted model, not a curated record. NCBI's taxonomy places the organism in Eukaryota, Metazoa, Arthropoda, Insecta, Diptera, Muscidae. Gene Ontology annotation, cellular component: mitochondrion. Gene Ontology annotation, biological process: fatty acid beta-oxidation; medium-chain fatty acid catabolic process. The transcript is spliced from 3 exons.
UCGGGUCCAAUGUCCACCAGAUAACGACGCCAACGAACAGACAGGACUGUUGUCUAGCAAACAUACUCAUUUAAAAACUUACAAGUGCUCAGUCAGGUUAUUUAAACAAAAUAAAAUGUCUUUAUUGAGAAGAUUAUCCGUUGGUUCCGUUCGUCAAUUGGCUGGACGUAGUUAUGCCGCCGUGUCACACCUCUCUGAAUCUGGACCCUCAUUUGGUGUCACUGAGGAGCAAAAACAAAUGCAAGACAUUGCUAGAAAGUUUUCCCGUGAGGAAAUUAUUCCAGUCGCCGCCAAAUAUGAUAAGACUGGAGAAUAUCCUUGGGAUAUCGUUAAAAAGGCUUGGUCAUUAGGUCUUAUGAACAAUCACAUUCCCCAGGAAUUUGGAGGAUUGGGUUUAGAUAACUUCACCACUUGCCUGAUCGCUGAAGAGUUGGCAUAUGGUUGCACUGGUAUUAUGACAGCCCUGGAAGCCAGUUCUUUAGGUCAAACUCCCAUAAUUUUGGCUGCAAAUACGGAGCAAAAGAAAAAGUAUUUGGGUCGUUUAAUUGAGGAGCCAUUGGUAGCAGCAUAUUGCGUAACUGAGCCUGGUGCUGGGUCCGACGUGAAUGGAAUAAAGACGCGCGCAGAAAAGAAAGGUGAUGAAUAUAUUAUUAAUGGACAAAAGAUGUGGAUAACUAAUGGAGGAGUGGCCAACUGGUACUUUGUUUUGGCACGUACCAACCCUGAUCCUAAAGCGCCUGCAAGCAAGGCGUUUACCGGAUUCAUUGUUGAGCGCGAAACACCCGGCUUAACACCAGGCCGAAAAGAAAUGAACAUGGGACAACGGGCUUCCGAUACUCGUGGAAUAACUUUUGAAGAUGUUCGCGUACCUAAGGAGAACGUACUUAUUGGUGAGGGAGCUGGUUUCAAGAUCGCUAUGGGCACUUUCGACAAAACUCGCGCUCCAGUAGCGGCCGGCGCUGUUGGUCUAGCCCAACGUUGCUUAGAUGAAGCUUUGAAAUAUUCGUUGGAACGUAAAACAUUUGGCGUUCCUAUAGCCUACCAUCAAGCUGUUCAGUUCAUGCUGGCUGACAUGGCUAUUGGCGUCGAAACUGGCCGCCUUGCCUAUCGCUUGGCAGCUUGGGAAGUUGACCAAGGACGUCGCAACAGUUAUUAUGCCUCUAUUGCCAAAUGCCAUGCCGCUGAUAUGGCCAACAAAAUUGCUUCAGAUGCAGUACAAAUCUUUGGAGGCAAUGGAUUCAAUACCGAAUAUCCUGUAGAAAAGUUAAUGAGAGACGCCAAGAUUUAUCAAAUAUAUGAAGGCACAUCACAAAUUCAACGUCUGAUUAUUUCCCGAAAUAUGUUCGAAGCCGCUAAACAAUCCUCACUAUAAAAAUAAGUCUAUUUCUUUUUCACAAAAUCAAUUUGUAAUUAUAUUCAUGUUAUAAUUUCCAUAGACUCGCCAUGUCUGUCUUUUACCUUUUAUAUACAUUGUAUACAAAUGUUUCAAAAACACUGUUAAUAUUGUAUAUUAAAUCAUAACGUUUUUAUUACUCAA